AUCAUAACUCGUGUUAUGAUGUAUGUGAGAAAAGACAUUGCCAUAAAGCAUGUUUUACAAUGUUUUGAGAAAAACAUUUUGAAGCGUUCACCCUCAGCUGCUUCUUCAUGGGAUCAUACUGCCACCUUCUGGAUUAAAGAUGCAGAAGUUGACAGAUGAAGUCAAGGACACAGGAAGCUGGAAUUUUUUCAAGAUUCACGUUCGUGUCUGGCCACUGGACAUAUUUGUUUGUAUAACGCAGCUCAUAUUUCCACCAGGUUAUAUGCUUCUUCUUUCUCUUGUCGCUAUUCUUUGGUUUGUGUGCAUUUAAUGGUUGUUGUUUUUGGUUUUGUUAUCUUAUUGAUGGUUUUAUGUUUAUGCUGUGAUAUUUAAUUUCUAUCAAAAAUAUAAUCAUUUCUAUUAUUUUUACACAUUAGAAAGGAUUAUUAUAUAAAGACAAUGUAUUAUAAUACUAAAGUAAAUAAUCCAUAUAUUCACACUUCAUGUUGCCUUUUUAAUUCAGCAUGGUCAUGCUUUAUUUAGUAAGCUUAUUGUACAAUAUGUGUUAAUUACCUUUAGUGGGUACAAUAUUCCCAUUGUCCUCUCGUAGCUGUUAGUGUCAGUACUAAUUCCUUAGGGCUUUAAAGGAUUAAUUCGUCAGUGGGUUAUUCCAUUGUGACCCAAUCAAAAUCAGACGAGUUCAUUGCUCAUUGUGGAUGUUCAGUCCACUCACUAAACAUAUUAACAAUAUCCCCGUUUUUUGGGGUACACAAAUAAAACCUUUGUACCUUGUAAAAAUUAAGAAAUGUAAGCAUGUUCUGAAUUCACGUCAGCGUGGAAGACUAUACAGCUGUGGGGUGCGUGGAAGCAGUCCCCUCUCUAUAAAAGGCCCUCACCUCUCACACUGUGGUGAUGUUGUAAUUUCCCCCGUGUGUUAACAGUGGAGCUUCACAGUCACACUCCACAAAGCGCUUUGUUGGUGUUAUUCCGAGCCCCCGUCAGUGAACAGCCAGAAGGGAGUGGCAUCUCAGGAGUAGAAUUUCACUUCCUGUAUCUCUCAGGUGAGUCACCUGGGCAAUGUCGUCGAUUGCUCAAGGUUUCUUGUCGACAUCUAACGUGUGAGUUUCAGAGUCGGAAAGGAUCAGAUCUGCCGGCAGAGCGUUUGGGGACGUUUUGAACCAUUUUCUGGAUGCGUAUCGGAGCUGAAGGUUUGAUUUGAGAGAAGAAGCAAAGUGUGUUUGAAACUUUGCGGCCUAAAAACACUCAGAGGAAAAACAGACAUUGUUCAACAAUAAGUGGUAUUUGUAUUCGCUACUGUCGUAAAAGGGAAUCUCUGGGCUUUUAAUUUGUGUGGAACUCUUCCAAAGGACGUAUCAGAUGAAUCCCCCCCUCCGAGCACAAUGGGGAGCGUGUGCGCUCCUGCUCCUAGUGCUGAUAGACUCCACUUGCGGACAGGAGACCGGUGAGAUAUGCUUAGCCCGGUUCAAAAAGGGUCGGGAGGACUUUGUCCUCGACGCAGACGAGUCCGUGAAAGACGGAGCGACGUUCAUCUCGUCGCCGAAGUUGGAUCGACACAAGGACUGCAUGAGCGCCUGCUGCAAAGAGCCGCGGUGCAAUGUCGCCUUCAUGGAGAGGGGAGCCGAGGAAGGCACGGUCCAGUCCUGCUUUCUCUUCGAUUGUCUGUACAAGAAGAAGUACGCCUGCCGCUUCGUCAGGAAGACGGGAUACAUCAACUACAUCCUGGACUCCGUUUAUGAGAGCUACCUUGAACUGGAUGUUCCCCGAAAUGACGCUGACCGUCCCCCGGUGGCAUUUGGAGGCCAGGACCGUGUGGUCCAGCCUCAGGACACCGUGACUUUGAACGGCAUAGAAAGCAAAGAUGACCAGCAGGUUGUCUCUUACCAGUGGCAAAUGCUCACCAGUUAUCCUUAUGCUGUCAUUGAGAAAACCAACUUUGAGGACCAGAUUAUCGUGUCCAAUCUGACAUCUGGGGUGUACAAGUUCCAGCUCACAGUCACAGAUAGCAUCGGCCAGUCUGACUCAACCAAGGUCACCGUGCUGGUCCUGACUCCUGAGCAGUCUGAGCACCACUGUAUGGCUCCGAUGAAGAUUGGGCCGUGCCGCGGUUCCUUCCCUCGCUGGCAUUACAAUGCUGCCUCAGAGAAGUGUGAGAAGUUCACGUUUGGGGGCUGCAGGGAGAAUCUCAACAACUAUCUCAACAAGGAUGAGUGCACCAACGCCUGCUACGGCUCAGAAAAAAAUGGUAAAACUGGCAGAGGUUUGCCAAUUCCUGAGCUUCACGCAGAAAGAUGCGGUGACUCGUGUGCAGUGGGGGAAUUCACCUGUGCAAACGGCUGCUGUUUGACUCCGGGUCUGGAGUGUGACUCGACUCCACAGUGUAGCGACGGCUCAGAUGAACAGAAAUGUGAUGAAUUGAACAAAAAUUUUCGGAUUCUGCUGCAGAUUCCAGUGAAUGAACAAAAAGUGCGCUGCACAGCGUUUCCUGACACUGGAAACUGCAGGGACAGUCUAACCAAGUGGUAUUACAACCCCAUCCAGGAGAGCUGCUUCCGCUUCAACUACGGUGGCUGCCAAGGAAAUGAGAACAGAUUUGACUCUGAAGCGUCCUGUCUUAGAGUUUGCCAUGGGGUAACAGAUAAGGAUGUGUUUGCAAGAGAAAAGGGAUUUGAAGGCAGAGUGGCUGAAGGCCAAACGGGCAUCAUAGCUAUAGCUGCCCUCCUGGGUGUUGCCAUCUUCGUCUUACUAUGCCUCCUGGUGUACUGCCUCAUGAAAGGCAAGAAGAAGUCUUCACAGCACCACCGUGUGCCCGUCAACACUGUCCCAGUCACCUUGGAGGACAGAGAGCGCCUGGUCUACAACAGCACCACCAAGCCCAACUGAUGCUUCAGUCCUCACCUUUGACCCCCAUCGUGGUUGUGAAUUACACUGGUUGCUGGACACAGUUGUCGUACACUGAAACAAUGUCCAUUGACCUGAGUUUGAAUGCAGGAGGGGAUGUGUUUUUUAUUUUGUCCAUAUAUGGAUGUAUUUUCUAUGGGUAAUGUACAUGGAAGGCCAAAUGUCUUCAGUGAUGUUAUAUUUGGACUUUUAGCUUGUUUUUAAAUGCAGUGUCCUGUUAAAAUGAAUUGUUUGGUAUCAGUUUGCACUCAGGUUAACAGUGAAGGAUUGUCUUUAGUUUGAUGGUAGAUUGCCACUGGAUGUCAUUGAAUCAGGUUCAAUUCCAAAAUAUGUUCUACUUUGUUGUAUUUGCUUCCUUUCUAAACAAUCUGAUUGUUCUUAGUGAAGAGCUCUUAUUGUCACUAGGUCCACAUUGGUCCGUUACUUUUAAGUAAGAGUUUAGAUUCCUGUGCGUCCCUUAAGAGCUCUGGGAAUCUUUGUCUAUAUGUCAUGUAUUUUGAAGAUCCCCUCACAAUCCUGCCCCGCCAGCUUCUUCACUCUGUCAAAUUAAUUUUGAUCCUGUUUAGAAACCAUUGUUACAUUGUGUUACACAUACCUGCAUAAUGUUGUACAUAAUCUUACAAUUUUAAGAAAGUAAUAUUUUACUUGUUUUGUUUUUUUUUGUCAAUGAUUUUUCAGACAAGCAUAAUGCCGACAUCUUAUAAUGCCUAUUAAUU
Cyclopterus lumpus (lumpfish) is the source of this 3614-nucleotide messenger RNA. It is a transcript of the gene spint1a, whose product is annotated as serine peptidase inhibitor, Kunitz type 1 a. NCBI's taxonomy places the organism in Eukaryota, Metazoa, Chordata, Actinopteri, Perciformes, Cyclopteridae. Bases 1357 to 2880 code for a protein of 507 amino acids. The transcript is spliced from 10 exons. Gene Ontology annotation, molecular function: protein binding; serine-type endopeptidase inhibitor activity. The record is from RefSeq and is a predicted model, not a curated record.